AUGGGGGGCGAUGGAGUUGCAAAUGGAGACUGGUGUGUGUGUGCUGACGCUGCCCCAGCUGAAAGGGAACCAAUAGACACGGACCCGGGCGGCAACAAUCGCCGUGCGCUUCCACUCUCCAGCAGUGCACACUUCUGUAUCAACACGGAAGAUCGCGCGGUUUAUUCGGGAUGGUUACGUUUCCCUCGCCCUGCCUCGGAUGCGUUACAGGAGAGAGCUGGUAGUGAUCGGGUGGUGCAGCAGGCCAGACUUGGCGGCAUGGUGAAGGACCAGAAGUCAACCAGGAGGAAGAGCGCUCACUGUCUCCGCAGACUGGAGAGUGGCGGUCAGACGGAGAUGGAGGAGGACCAGCUCCCGCCAGACACCCAGCCUCCGCCACAGGAGGACCCCCGACAAGGAGAGCAGUCCUCUGAACGCGCCCAGCUUCAGAGAUCGGCUUCAGCGGAGGCUCUGUUGGAGAACUUUGAUCAAAGGGAAACUCCGAUUGACAUCGAGGAAAGGGGCGACCCUGCUUCCCAGUUCCAGUCCAAGCCUCUGUGGAAGCCCAUUCCUCCCCUGCUGCCCGAGCCCGCCAGGGGCCGCACCACUGAGACCAGGGACCAGAGCUGCCAGACUGAGGAGCAGCUUCAACAGACCAGUGCCGGCAGCCACGGUCAUAACACAGGUCUGUGCGUGGAGCCCGGAGAUCCUCCUCUGCUCCAGCAGCCUCUGCAGACCUCCAAGUCUGGGAUUCAGCAGAUAAUUGAAUGCUUUCGUUCAGGCACGAGCCAGCUGAAGCACAUGCUGCUGAGGGAGGUGGACACCAUCUUUGAGUGUAAACUGUGUCGCAGUCUGUUCAGAGGACUGCCCAACCUCAUCACACACAAAGAGUACUACUGCCUAUCACGGCUGCCGGAGCCCAACGGUUCGUCGGGUGAUGACAGACAAAGCGUUGCCAUUAAGGAUUUACUGGACGCCAUAUAUCCCAGAGUCCCAGACUACGUGGUCCGACUGGAGCCCAUUCAGACCACUACCAAGGCCGUGUUCCAGUACCUCACCACAGAAGAGGAGCUGGCUAGAUAUCCAUCGCACACACCGAGUGCCAGAGAGAGUCCGGUAGCAUGGGAAGGUGAACAAGUGGAGGGUGUGGACAGCAACCAGCAGAGCCAGGCAGGAGCGUCGGAGAGCCACGGCAGCCCGGGACACAAUCAGGGACAGAGGAGGUGGGAGGCUGAAGAGGAGACUAAAGAGGAGAAGCCACAGCAUGAAGAUGAGGGCUCCACUAGUGGGGUUGAAGAUGUGACAAUAUCCUGUUGUCUGUGUGGUCAGGACUUUAAUUCGCGCCGCAGCAUCAGACGUCACUGCCGCAAAAUGCACCAGACCAAACUGGAAGAGCUCCGAAAGUUCACAGAGACACGCACAGUUCCCACAAGCCUGCUCUCUAUGGUGAAAGGUCGGCCGAGGACUCUCAGCACACCUACUGGAAAAUCCUGCCCAGUGUGCCUCAAAACCUUCGCGACCAAAGCCAACGUACGCCGUCAUUUUGAUGAAGUGCACCGCGGUCUACGGAGGGACACCAUCACACCAAGCAUCGCCUCGCGGCCUGGCCAGCCCUUCUCUCUGGAGGUCACGCCCCCCAAGAAGAGCAACAGCGCCUCUCCAACGCGCAGCCACAACUCCAAGUCCACCCCUGUCAACUCUAAAACGACUGCCUCAAACCAAAACCAGCCCAAACCUCAGAGUCAGGCAUCAGCCUCUCCACAGACGGCCCCGGCCUCAUGUCGCUGCACGCACUGCAAGAGGAACUACAGCUCUCAGCUCAUGUUGAAGAGACACAUGCGUAUUGUCCACAAAAUAUACAGCAUCAAAAGUAACAGGCCCUCCACCACUUCAGCCUCCUCUACUCCAGCAGCCACUCCUAACAGUAGCAGCACUAAUGUAGGCCCAAGCAACAACAUCCGAGUAAAAGAGGAAGCAGUAGAACCUUCAGAAGAAGAGGAAGAUGGUGACGAGGAGGAGGAGGAGGAGGAGGACAUUGACAGCAGUCCGGCUCCAUCUCCUAGUGACAGCACUGGGACAGCUAAAGGUGUUCCUGUGGCACACAACACAAUGAAGGUGAAGGAGGAGGAGGCACCAUCGAGCCCAAAGAUGGCGCCGCCCUUAUCUUCAUCAUCCUCGCGUGGUGGCAACAUGUGCAGCGGCGGCCUGCCUGCCAAAAUGACCAAACUGUCAGUGGGUUUUGACUUCAAGCAACUCUUCUGCAAACUGUGCAAACGACAGUUCAGCUCACGUCAGAAUUUAACAAAGCACAUCGAGCUGCACACGGAUGGCAACGACAUCUUUAUUAAGUUCUAUCGCUGCCCUCUCUGCCGCUACGAGUCACGCCGCAAACGUGACGUCCUGCGUCACGUGACUGUGGUGCACAAGAAGUCAUCUGCAUACCUCGCCAAGAUCAUGCCCAAACUGGAGAGCAGGGCAGUGAAGAGGCUCGCCGAGGUCGUACUCAAUAGUACGACCCCAAACAAGAGGACAAGCAGCAGCGCCAAAGAGGAAGUGAACGGACGUCACGCUUCUUCGUCGUCGUCCUCCUCCUCUCCCUCACCUCCUGUCACUCGCAAGCAAGAGUGCUCCACACCUGCCCCAACCACCUCAUCAGCUACCUCCAUCUCCUCUUCCUCCGCCCCGCCUCCUGCCCCCGUCACGAGGAAACAGCAGGACCUCUCGUCUCCCGCCUUCACCCCGUCCCCUCCUGUCACCAGAAAGCAGGAGAGACAGCAGACCCUCCAGCCUCGUCCCAUCAGCCCCCCGCUGACCCGCCGCAGUGAAAAACACACACAUCAACGCAACUCCUCCUCCAGCACCAGCUCGUCCGGCAAUCAAACUCCACACACCCGCCGGCACGACGGCCAGUCAGAGAGCAGCGGCACAUCCUCGUCCUCCACUGAAGUCAGAGUGACCAAGAAUUUCUCUCUCCACGCCUGCGACCAGUGUGGACGGGCCUUUGCCAAGAAGCUGUACCUGGAGUCUCACAAACGAAGUCAUCGCAACGCGGCGACGGCAGCAGCCAGCAGGAGGAAAGGAGUCAGCACCCGCUCCAAAUCCCUGGUCUGGUGAAACACACACACACACUUCUGGUCCGCUGGGAAUAAUGGACGAGCGAGCCUCUAACAAUGAAGAAGCGACUCAAAAACGUUCAAUUGGGAAAAUAAUGGAUGAACCGAAGGAGCAUAGAUGAAGGAAACAAACAAAUAAAAAAGGAACAAUGGAGCACGAUAGAGGAGUGGAGUACAAAGGAUUUCCACCUUUUUGCUUAAGAACCAAAUACGUAUUGUUGGAAUCUGACUUUGUUGAUUUGUAUAGUUUCAUUAUGAAGCCGGCUGACUGGACGGUGGCGCUGCUAUCCACGGAGAGACCGUAGCGAACAGAAGAUUCUCUCCCAACUGUAUACAUCUGUAUUUACCUACAGCAGUAUGUAAAUAUAGAUCCAUAUACAGAUGGAAGAUUGGUACUGCUUUACAAAGGAUGACGGUAGAUUGCGAAUGUGUGUGUGAGUGAGAGUGUGUGAGAAAGACGAAUGGAAUCAGAACUGGAUCCACAGAAAAUAGACUGGAAACUACUUUUUUUUCCCUUUUUUUUUUUUUUUUUGGAGACCCUUGCAGUCCCACACAGAUACACAAAACAUAUUUGGGUCCUUGGCUUUCAGCAUUUUAUCACUUUUAUGUACAUUUCACACCUUAUAUAGUGUUUCUCGGGUGUUUACAAUUUGAUAUAUCAAGACCACUUGCUCAGCUUCACAACUGAUCAACAGAUAAUUCAUUUUUCUAUUUGCCUUCAUUUCCCUGACAUGUCCCCACUGACAAAUGGAGCUCAGUUGUGCCCUGCUAUGUAAAAGCCCAGACACACCAAACCUGGAUCAAAGAAGUAGUGCCGAUGAACUGUUGCAUCACCUCAUGUUGCCCGUGUCUCGGCCCGAAAGUUACACCUGAACACACCACACAGACUUAAGCCAGCAGCCAAAAAGCACCUAUGCAAUGCGCUUCUGUCAGAGGGAAUAACUCUUGAUAGCAGCAGGUGACGGUAGUCUGUAUUCGUCUUUCAAAAAGGGCAACAGGAAGACCAACACAAAAAGCUGUUUAGCCAGUUAGCACAUUAACAGCCUGAUGCUGAAAGAAUGCACCAGCGAAUAAAAGAGCGUCACAGACCGUUUCUGCUAAAGAGCUCGAUGGCUUGUAUAAUAAUCUCACCCAUUAUAAUAUAUGUUUGUUUCGACCUCACGGCCUCUUGACUUUAGCCCUUUGCUUGCUUUCCUCUCUUCGGUUUCACUCAGUUACGGGGUCUGCCAUCUCUGACAUCAAUUCAACAUGCUGAAUCAUACAAAAAAAAAAAGCCAACUAGUGCCAACGGUGCCAGACAGCACAAAAACUAGAGCGAUAGACGCUCACUGAGAGCUGGACAUUGACCAAUGACCACCUGCUUGGUGUGUCAGGGCCCUUACAACGAGAAACUAUACCCAAAGUGUUUUCACCGAUAAGUCCUCAGAAGUAUAGCUGCUUGAAAGUUAAAACCUUCAUUUUGUCACGUAAAUGUUGCAAAUGUGAGCCGUUCGUAAACUGAUUUAGUUUUAUCUGCUUUGUCAGGAACAAUGGCAGCUGGAGUGAAUUUGUUAAUUAUAGGGUACGCUCAAAGUAUGAGGUAUAUUUUUAGGUUUCCCUUGAAAAUUGUGUGUGCUUUUAAAAAAAAAAAUCAGUUUUGAGAGGUCAACUGUUUUCUCAUAUCUUGCUAUUUUGUUUCGCCCUUUUUUAUUUGACUGCAUGUGAAGAACAUUUGGAAUCCUUGUUUACUUUACUUUGACCGUAUCUUGUAUUACCUCCAUAUAAUAGACGACAUAUUGACAGCCUGGCUGUGAAAGAACCGUCAGACUGUAUGAAACAAGUCCUCAAUAAGAGCCUGUUUAUUCCUGGUAUUGACAUGCGUUUCUGUAAUUCGUUCACAAGAGGGCCGUCAAGACACAUUGCUCACACUCAUAUCUGCUCACACCUGUGUCUAUCUUGCGUCUUCAGCUGCCACUUGUGUUCAGAUUUUGUUACUGCCUAAGUCACUUACAUUAGAAGGUCCAAGGGCUCUGUGCAUAUUUAUUACUUUGUCUUGCUAGCAUGCUCAUUAUGCUGCGUUAAUACCACGAGCAACACAGAAACAGCAUGACCAGCUACAUUAUCGCAGAAUCGCCAUUAAAGUGUGUCUGAAACGCUCGUUAGCAUAGUUUUGUCCUCAUAGGCUUGUGCGUGUCUGCUGCUUGCCACAAAGCACCUCAACUGAACGUCAGCUACAGUUUGUAUUUGGCCGCAAAAGUUUCUGUGCUUUUGAUCAAUGUCCGAUUAUGUCCCUUUUUGCACCACAAGGCGCAAAAAGUGUGAGUUAACUAAGAUGAAUUACAGCACCGCAGCUAGAAACGAAAAAAAUGUGAUUGGUUGUGCUUCACCGCAUCAUUGGAGCGUUGACAAAAGCCAGUUAAACUUUGAUCUGUAGUGCGUCACAGCCAUCAGCAGCGACAAGUGUCGGGCGUCAGUUUGUAGCUUUGUGUUACCAGCUUCCAUUGAAAAAGACUUGUAGACUGUUGUUGCGUCACUAGUAAUGUUCACACAGCACAGUUCAACAUGUCUCCAAUGGAAGGUCCUGUGACAUUUUGUCCAAUUCAUGGUAAAAUGAGCAAGUUACUACGUCCUGCAUUCAUGUUGCAGUGUUUACACUACGGAAGAUAUAUCGUCCGACCACCUCGACAUCACAGUGCGUCUUGGUGGUCAUUUGCACUCGUAUUUGGCGCUGUCCACCUGAGAUGCGCGUUAAUAUCAGGUGUAAACAGGCUUCAAGACAUCAGUCUGUGAACUGACGUUAUGUUCGGAAAUGAGAUGACCAUUUAGGGGAAAAAAGUGACACUGACUAACAGGACUCAGUAUGAUGAUAUGAAACAAUACAAGGUGAUACAAUGAUGGUAUAACAUUUUACAAAUGCUUAAUGGAUUAAAUCACAUUCAUUUUCUUCCAAAUAUGGAUUUUUUAAAAAUAUAUAUAUAUAUAACAGCUCAGUUUGACUGCUAACUCUUAUGUUGUGGGGCGAAACAUCAAUCUAUCAAAUUAACACCUUAAUUACCCCCUAUGGUAAAUCACUUGAGUUAAUGUGUGAGAAUCUCAUUCACGGUGUGCAGGGAAGAUGGGACUGCAGAUUAUUAUCAAGGAGUAAUGUGUGUUUUGAACAGAUUGGUGUUACAGUAACAGCCAUAAUAUGUUAGAAACCAUUAACUGGAAGGUUUUAUUUUCUGUUCAGUGAUAUAUAUCGUUGACCGCCGUCAUCUUGAUUGAAGCAGACAGCUGAUGAUAUGUUGACGUGUCUCAGUUGUUUGGGAAUUUGUGGUGCUAAUCUUGAUCAUAAUGGUCCAAAAUGUGGGAGCUGCAGUGGGGAACAAAAAAAAAAAAGAGAAAGCAACAUGCCCGGGUAAAAUAAACAGUUCUAAUCUCCAAACUUAAAAGUUUACAUUAAACUUUUCGUUCCAUUAACACACAAAAAUGCCGGGCCUCAUUUAAAUUGUGAACUUUUUUUUUGUACUCAAACCUUGAGGGGGCUGCAUUUGUUUAACGACAGGUACCCCCGAGGUAGUCUUUGAAACACUGGCACGAGUGGGGAGGAAAGUGCUUGAGGAAGACCAAAUGUAGAUAUGUCUUAAUGUUCAAACAGAAAGCCAUGAAAUGGAACAAAACCAGAAAAAAAGGAAAGACCAAACUUUAUUUUUACAAGUGAAAACGCUAUGACGACAAGGUCUUGAGAACAUGUAUAUAUGGAUUCAUCCUGCACGGAUGUUAUAGUUAUAAUAGUUAUAUUAGUCACAAUAGUUACUGACUUGUACUUAACUGUUGGUUGACCAUACGCUUCGAACAUGUCCGACUAGUUCCUGCUCUGUUUAAUACCGAGGCAAGUUUGUUCCACCAUUAGUUUUUUCAUUCCUUUUUGAAGGAGGUUUUUGUUGGAAUGUGUCGAGAUGAGAAUGGGAAUCAAACCUCAAGAGACUCUUUUUUUUGUUGUUUUGUCAUUUUCUUUCCUCAUCAGCUGUAACAUGUUAUUAAGCUUACCUUCUAGAGAACUUGAGACGAGUUAGAGAAGCCUUUCAAAUGUGACAAGAAUGUUAAACCAACCACUUAAUAAAUAAAAAUGUACUGCUUCAAA
This is a messenger RNA of Plectropomus leopardus (leopard coralgrouper), 7194 nucleotides long. Lineage: Eukaryota; Metazoa; Chordata; Actinopteri; Perciformes; Serranidae. The record is from RefSeq and is a predicted model, not a curated record.